AUGUCCAAGCAGGGCUCCAAGUCCAGCAAGAAACAGAAGCGGGAGGUCGACAGUGGUUCUGACGACAGCGAUGACGACCUGCAGCCCAUCCAUUUCUUCGUGCCUGGCGAGAAUAUUAACGCCGCCGUCCUCGUCGAGUAUGUCACCCAAUAUGUCGAUAGGACCGCAAAGAUCACUUCAAGCCAUCAUCCCACAGACAAAACGCGGACAGGUUUCAAUGUCCUGGCAAAGAAGACCCUCAAUUCUGUCAGCCUCCGCGAUAUCAUCAGCGAUUCGAAGGAUUGGGAUACGGAAACACAGAGCAGGAAAUUCCGCAAGAAUCCAUAUCGGUAUUCCGACUCGGACACCGCGAGACGCCGAGCACGUCAGGGAGCCUCCAAGGGCGGGACGAUUCGACCAGCACAGCCGCAACGAGAGACUGCGGCCGAUCCAAAUGAAAACUAUUCACGCCAAAGACCGACUGCGGUACCGAACCCCGGCAAGGUUCCUGCACAGUACGGCUCGCAUCAACCACCUCAGCCUCGCGACUUUGCGAGAACUGCCAGUACGGCAGGUUACUUCCCAGGCACAUCGAGGGCCGAUUAUGGGGCGACAUACAACAUCUAUAACACCAUGGCAUCCACAUCAUACAAUACUAAUAUAUCACCAAGUGGCGACGGUUCUGGACUCAGCUAUAUUCCUCAGGUAACCAAGCCAAGUCCAGACUACCCUCCACCAUCAUACGACCAAUCCACAAUGAGAGCACCUCCACGGCCUCAGCCUCCAUCUCAACCAGACCCGGACUCAUUUGAUCAAGAUGAUAAACCGCCAACAAGCCAAGCUACGAAUCUAAAUCCUUUGCGGCCACCAGGAGAAGAGGGUUCACGGCCAUAUAGCUCCCAGUCUCGGAGGCCGUCGGGCUACGAGGACACCAUCCGGAGGUCCAGUAACAGAGGGUAA
Exophiala dermatitidis NIH/UT8656 is the source of this 939-nucleotide messenger RNA. RefSeq lists its product as uncharacterized. The transcript is spliced from 4 exons. Bases 1 to 939 code for a protein of 312 amino acids. Lineage: Eukaryota; Fungi; Ascomycota; Eurotiomycetes; Chaetothyriales; Herpotrichiellaceae. The record is from RefSeq and is a predicted model, not a curated record.